UUCAUCAGUUCAGUUCAAAUCAACAGCCAGUUCGGAAUAAAAUUCUAUUUUAUUUUCAAAAACAUAUAAAUUUAAAGGAUUAUUCCUGCGUGAACACCUAGUGCUAAAUUACAAGUUUUUUUUAAAUUUUUUAAGUUUAUAUAGUGUGUGGUCGAGUUAAAAGUGUCAGAAAUGCUAAAGAAGAGUAUAACUUGUAUGAAUACAAAAACAACGUUCAUGCUGCGCCAGUUAAUGGGGUUAAGAACCGAGACAUCCACAGCAUUGAAGUUCCUGCCUUUUUAUCCUUACCCCGGCCCCAAUAGUCUGAAGUUUCGCUACAUAACAGAGCCCCAGUUCGCGAUAUGUAAACAAUUUUCUCAACACCAGUUAACUCAGAGGGCCUCGAUCGCUAACUGUUCCGAAAGAUUUGGAGUGCGCAACCCGACGUAUGUGCCUUUCCUAAGGUAUAUAGGAGAAGAUGAUGAGGGGCGCAAUACCGGUCCUCUUACCGUUGAGGAGAGAAACGAGGCGAAUUAUGAGAAGAGAAUAAAAGCGAACAGACUUUGGGAGGCCGAGCAAAAGCAGCAGGCGAAGCAGCAGGCGAAGCAGCAGGCGAAGCAGCAGGCGAAGCGGCAGGCCAAGCAGCAGCCCCACAAGCAGCUAGACGAGCAGCCCUACAAGCAACCCCACAAGCAACCCCAGCAGUACCAUCGGCACAACGAACAACAUCAACAGAGGAACGCUCAGCAUCGUCAACGCCAGGACCACCAGCAGCACCAUCACCAGCUUCACCAUCGAAAGAAGGAUGAACGGUACGUGUUUCCCCAAGAAAUCCAGGCGAAGGCUGUAAAACAAUUGAAGCCAAAGCCUGAAUCCCAGUUACGUCGCAGAAAGCAAGUGGACCUUUCACUGGAUAGGAACACACAUCGUCCUAUCAAUACAGAACCGAUUGCAUUCCACGGCCAAGGACGCGGGGUAAAUAUCAAAGAGAGACUGCUGGAUUUGAUGGAAAAGCAAGACGUGAAACUUGAUGAACUACUUAUUGGGAACCGAACCAGUAAAUAUAAUGGUAGAAGCUCUUCAUCGCCUAGAGUACUUCCCUCUGACUUGGGUAAAUAUCAAUUCGAAUCCGACUUGCGUUACAGACCCCAGAGGUGCCAGCUGCGCAGGCGGUCCUCAAGCCACAUGCGGCCUGAAUUUCAUUACCCGGCCUAUACUCCAACGAAUGCACACUCGGAUAAUGCUGAUGUGCAGGCUCAAAGACAACGGACCGAACGUAGGCGUCGAAAUUCUCGGGAGAAUUCAGUCAUAGCCUUGCAUCGUGCUCGUGCUGCAAAAUUGGACAACUUGCAAACGCACCUGGGAUCAGCUAAGGAAUCUGCCGUCAAUCGGAUUCGCAACGAACAAAAGCUAAUGCAGACUCCGCAUAAUCCGCAUAGUUCUCAGAUCAAGUACCGUGCCCGCAGGAACCGAGCGUUUUAGGCUCUGACUAUGAACAAGACUACUGGAGCGAGACUACCCGACCUUAACCUGAUGAUGAGUUGAUAAAAUGGACUUAAACCGCGAUACUUCUUAUUGGCUGUCCUAAUGCAGCUAAUGCAGAUUCCGCAUCAUCCGCAUGGUUCUCCGAUCAAGUGCAGUGCCCGCAGGAACCGAGCGUUUUAGGCUCUGACUAUGAACAAGACUACUGGAGCGAGACUACCCGACCUGAACCUGAUGACCAUUGAUGAUGAUGAAAUGGACUUAAACGGCAAUACUUUUUGUUGGCUGUCCUAAUGCAGCUAAUGCAGAUUCCGCAUCAUCCGCAUGGUUCUCCGAUCAAGUACAGUGCCCGCAGGAACCGAGCGUUUUAGGCUCUGACUAUAAACAAGAUUACUGGAGCGAGACUACCCGACCUGAAGCUGAUGAUGAGUUGAUAAAAUGGACCUUAACCGCAAUACUUUUUGUUGGCUGUCCUAAUGCAGAUUCCGCAUCAUCCGCAUGGUUCUCCGAUCAAGUACAGUGCCCGCAGGAACCGAGCGUUUUAGGCCCUGACUAUGAACAAGAUUACUGGAGCGAGACUACCCGACCUGAAGCUGAUGAUGAGUUGAUAAAAUGGACCUUAACCGCAAUACUUUUUGUUGGCUGUCCUAAUGCAGCUAAUGCAGAUUCCGCAUCAUCCGCAUGGUUCUCCGAUCAAGUACAGUGCCCGCAGGAACCGAGCGUUUUAGGCUCUGCCUAUGAACAAGACUACUGGAGCGAGACUACCCGACCUGAACCUGAUGAUGAGUUGAUAAAAUGGACUUAAGUCGCGAUACUUUUUGUUGGCUGUCCUAAUGCAGCUAAUGCAGAUUCCGCAUCAUCCGCAUGGUUCUCCGAUCAAGUACAGUGCCCGCAGGAACCGAGCGUUUUAGGCUCUGACUAUGAACAAGAUUACUGGAGCGAGACUACCCGACCUGAACCUGAUGAUGAGUUGAUAAAAUGGACUUAAGCCGCGAUACUUCUUAUUGGCUGUCCUAAUGCAGCUAAUGCAGAUUCCGCAUCAUCCGCAUGGUUCUCCGAUCAAGUACAGUGCCCGCAGGAACCGAGCGUUUUAGGCUCUCACUAUGAACAAGACUACUGGAGCGAGACUACCCGACCUGAACCUGAUGAUGAGUUGAUAAAAUGGACCUUAACCGCGAUACUUGUUGGCUGUCCUAAUGCAGCUAAUGCAGAUUUCGCAUCAUCCGCAUGGUUCUCCGAUCAAGUACAGUGCCCGCAGGAACCGAGCGUUUUAGGCUCUGACUAUGAACAAGACUACUGGAGCGAGACUACCCGACCUGGACCUGAUGAUGAGUUGAUAAAAUGGACCUUAACCGCGAUACUUCUUGUUGGCUGUCCUAAUGCAGCUAAUGCACAGUGCUACCUUGCAGCGAGACUACCCGGCAUGAACCUGAUGGACUUAAACCACAACACUUUUUUUUGGCUGUCCUAAUGCAUCUAAUGCAGAUUCCGCAUCAUCCUCAUGGUUCUCCGAUCAAGUACAGUGCCCGCAGGAACCGAGCGUUUUAGGCUCUGACUAUGAACAAGACUACUGGAGCGAGACUACCCGACCUUAACCUGAUGAUGAGUUGAUAAAAUGGACCUUAACCGCAAUACUUUUUGUUGGCUGUCCUAAUGCAGAUUCCGCAUCAUCCGCAUGGUUCUCCGAUCAAGUACAGUGCCCGCAGGAACCGAGCGUUUUAGGCUCUGACUAUGAACAAGAUUACUGGAGCGAGACUACCCGACCUGAACCUGAUGAUGAGUUGAUAAAAUGGACUUAAACCGCGAUACUUCUUGUUGGCUGUCCUAAUGCAGCUAAUGCAGAUUCCGCAUCAUCCGCAUGGUUCUCCGAUAAAGUACAGUGCCCGCAGGAACCGAGCGUUUUAGGCUCUGACUAUGAACAAGAUUACUGGAGCGAGACUACCCGACCUGAACCUGAUGAUGAGUUGAUAAAAUGGACUUAAGUCGCGAUACUUUUUGUUGGCUGUCCUAAUGCAGCUAAUGCAGAUUCCGCAUCAUCCGCAUGGUUCUCCGAUCAAGUAAAGUGCCCGCAGGAACCGAGCGAAGCGAGACUACCCGGCAUGAACCUGAUGGACUUAAACCACAAUACUUUUUUUUGGCUGUCCACAAAUUUGUAUGGACUUUUUGGAUAUAACUUUUCGCACUUUUUGAUUUCACUUUUGGCGAUUAAUGUUUGGUUACCUUAUUACGGCUCCGCUCUCUUAGAUAGAGAGGCUAUAUAAAUGAUUUGACGAACGUUUUGAUACAUUAACGCAACUGCUUUCGUUAAUGAAAAAAUAAAUUUGUUCAAAUAGAUUGAAA
Molecule: messenger RNA, 3801 nt
Organism: Drosophila willistoni
Lineage: Eukaryota; Metazoa; Arthropoda; Insecta; Diptera; Drosophilidae
Product: developmental regulatory protein wetA-like
Exons: 2
Coding region: 172-1461 (429 amino acids)
Source: RefSeq, a predicted model, not a curated record